AUGGGUGUUGUACUAAUUAUAUCGGCAGAAGACACUGUUGUCUUUGCAGUUCUAGCGAAGAGGCUUGCGGUUGCUCGGCUUGGGGAUUAUUUGGUUUUCAUUCAUGAGAACACGCUCAUAGGUGGUGUUGAGCUAGGUGAAGACUUCAACCUAUCGAUUCUGCCUUGGGUCCUUGAUGUUGUUUCGGCCUCCUCGGUCCUUACUAAGGUUGCUCUUGUCCUGCUGUGUAGGAGUUAG
Prunus armeniaca (apricot) is the source of this 237-nucleotide messenger RNA. NCBI's taxonomy places the organism in Eukaryota, Viridiplantae, Streptophyta, Magnoliopsida, Rosales, Rosaceae. The record is from the annotation of a GenBank genome assembly.